AUGGCCGCUCGGCGACACUUCCGGUCUGACAGAUGUUAUUAGCGGAAAUGACAUGACAGCUGCCGGUGAUGGGCAGUGUUUCGUUCUCGGUGAAGGAUAUCCUGGACUUCCGGGAGGGGCAAUAACUCUAUCGCGAGAUUCUACGGAGUACGUUGAAGUCAACUUAUCCCGGAAAGAACCUUUUAAGGAUUUCACAAUAUCCGUAUUAGUCUAUCCCGAAGGUUCCCAGAGUGGAACUUUGUUCUAUUACGCUAAGAAUGAAAUCGAGAAAUUUCGCUUAAAUUUCAUUUACACGACAGCUGUAGUGUCUUUCCGAGACGAGUAUGAUAACCUAGCUGGACUCAUUCCUGUCGAAGACCUCCUUGUUCAAGAUCAGUGGAACCACCUGGUGGUCCAGCGGAAGUACACUAAUGGGGAGAUAACUCUAUAUGUCGAUGGAAUCAUGAAGAUACAAGUUGACGAUGGUUUCCAAGACAACAUUCCGAUACCCAAUUCGGGAAUGUUAGCGGUGGGAACCGUUCCAAACGAUCCGGACCAGCAGUUUUCGGGAAGGGUCGCUUGUCUCCAGGUUUUCGACAAGCUUCUAACGGACAAACCUGGACAGCCGGACAACACGUGGAAUAAAUGCCAGUCUGAUUCCUGGCAGGUGAAACCAACCCUAAUCCUACUGCCGGACGAUGACGAACCAGGACAACACUGUCUGGCCGAAGUCGUGGAAGACCUGUCAAAUCUGAUCUCUCUUACUUCCCUUUUCAACGAGAACAAGUGGCAAAAAGUCCUUCAACGUUUCGAAUGGCAGGACAGCGCACGAAACGCCGGGUACUUCUCAUUGGUCGGCAAAGGAACCAGACCGUCGGUUUACGUCAGCGCGCUUGGAUUUGUCAACACGACUGGUGUGAACGUGUGUUCGCGCGUCUGUUUACGCGUGGAGGGCUGUCAGUCAUUCGCUGUCGAUAGAGAAACUGCAGAUGGUGUGCCAUGCUAUCUCUAUAACUACGUCUCGCGAGAUCUGGUCACCGGAAGUGAUGCUGCAAAGUAUUAUGGGAUGAAAGAUUGAGUGUAUCACGAGACGGACCGCUCCAACCGGAAGUGUUAGUUUUCCAUAAGUUGUAGAGUACAUUUAUUUAUGUUCUUGGAACUAAACUUAGAGGCAAAUGUCGCUCUUAUAUUUAAAAAAUUGCUUCAGAGAUGAUUUAAUCAUUUUGUGUAACACUUUCACAAUGAUCCUGUAUAUCAAGAUGGUGUUGUGAAAUUCAUAUGCAGCUACAAGAUCUCUUUUUUAAGCUGGAUCCGGGAUUAAUUUUACACUUCUGACAUGUGUGGAUCGUUUCCGGACAUCUGUGCACACGACGGUCAUAACACGGUGUGUGAUUCUAUAGUGGUUAACAUACAUUUAAAAAUGACUUCUGAAUAAGUGUUGGGUAGGGUUUCCUAUUCUAAAUAUGUAUGGAAACUUUUAUAUCGUAGGUAAUUAAAUGUACGGUACGUGGAGCAGCUGCUGUUCAAGGCUUGGUGUACAAACUUAUAAACCAACGUCUGAUAAAUACAGUACACAAUGUCAUAAUACUUAAUUAUGAAUGUUUUUCGUCUGAUUUGGUUUUAAUAAAAUGAAGACUGUUAUA
Pecten maximus is the source of this 1622-nucleotide messenger RNA. RefSeq lists its product as uncharacterized. The record is from RefSeq and is a predicted model, not a curated record. The transcript has 2 exons. Bases 53 to 1057 code for a protein of 334 amino acids. Lineage: Eukaryota; Metazoa; Mollusca; Bivalvia; Pectinida; Pectinidae.